GUUCAAAAGACCCUGGUGAUGCCGGGAACCCAUGUUUUGCUCACAAGAUACAUGUAACCAAAUAUCGGUAGAAGGAAAGCACUUUGAAGUUGUCAGUAGGAACUGGAGGCUAAUAAUGAAGGAGUCAGUGAAGGAGGCCAAUGGCAUGAGGGUUAUCUCACAGCCCCAGAUGCUGGAUAAGUUGAAGGAGGCAGAAUCGCUUUUGGAUGACAUUCAGAAAGGCCUGAAUGAUUAUUUGGAGAAGAAAAGACUAUUCUUUCUAAGGUUUUUUCUUUCUGUGCAACGAUGAGCUCUUAGAAAUCCUUUCUGAGACAAAGGAUCCACUCCGAGACCAACCACACCUAAAGAAAUGCUUUGAAGGAAUUGCCAAGCUCACUUUUAAUCAUGAGAAAGAAAUUACUCACAUGGAGUCAGCAGAAAAUGAAAAAGUAGAGCUCAUGCUGCGUAUAAUUCCAGCAAGUGCCAAGGGGCUAGUUGAGAAAUGGCUUCAUGAGGUGAAUAUCUUUAGCUCUUAC
Messenger RNA from Mauremys reevesii (Reeves's turtle), 515 nucleotides. Its product is annotated as dynein heavy chain 12, axonemal-like. Gene Ontology annotation, molecular function: minus-end-directed microtubule motor activity; dynein light intermediate chain binding; dynein intermediate chain binding. Gene Ontology annotation, biological process: microtubule-based movement. The record is from RefSeq and is a predicted model, not a curated record. NCBI's taxonomy places the organism in Eukaryota, Metazoa, Chordata, Testudines, Geoemydidae. The coding region runs from base 32 to 289 and encodes 85 amino acids. Gene Ontology annotation, cellular component: dynein complex. The transcript is spliced from 3 exons.